AUGUUUGAUAACGACGAUAAAUGUUUAGCUGUGGUGUUCCAGGGCUGUGAGUCUCCGGUGUGCGCGGGCUGCGGCGCGCUGAUCUCAGAUCGCUUCUACCUGCUCGCGGCAGACAGACGGUGGCACGAGCGCUGUUUGAAAUGCAGCGCGUGUCACGCUGACCUGGAGUCAGAGCUCACGUGCUUCAGUAAACACGGAGACAUUUACUGUAAGGAGGACUAUUACAGGAGGUUUUCUUUGCAAAGAUGUGCGCGGUGCCACCUGGGAAUCUCUGCCUCAGAGGUAGUGAUGCGCGCCGGGGAUCUGGUGUACCACUUGAGCUGCUUCUCCUGUGCCACCUGCGACAAAGUGCUGUUCACUGGAGAUCACUACGGAAUGAGAGAGAUGUCAGUGUACUGCCGGGUACAUUUCGAGACUAUGCUGCAGAGGGAAUGUCAUACAGAUUUGUAUUAUUCAGACAUGUCUCCAGGAGAGCCAAACCCUGAGAGCGGCACAUGCAAUGAAGGGACCCCUGUGCACAGAGGACGGGCCCGGAAGAGGAAAAACUGUGAUGCAACAGACCAUGUUUCAG
This is a messenger RNA of Sinocyclocheilus grahami, 571 nucleotides long. RefSeq names its product LIM/homeobox protein Lhx9-like. Gene Ontology annotation, biological process: neuron differentiation; regulation of transcription by RNA polymerase II. The transcript has 2 exons. The annotation marks the transcript as partial. Gene Ontology annotation, cellular component: nucleus. Gene Ontology annotation, molecular function: DNA-binding transcription factor activity, RNA polymerase II-specific; RNA polymerase II transcription regulatory region sequence-specific DNA binding. Lineage: Eukaryota; Metazoa; Chordata; Actinopteri; Cypriniformes; Cyprinidae. The record is from RefSeq and is a predicted model, not a curated record.